AUGGUGUUGGUCCUUCAAGUGUCCACCAGAGAGCAGCAGCAGCAGCUGAAAGUAGGUGAGUGUGUCUGUCUGGGAGCUUGCACCAUCAAACUCGAGCUCCUAAAAUCACGUGUCAAUCUUUUUGUUUUUUCCUCAGAGAGGGAUCUCGAUGCUGAAACCGUCAGUUUCACCACCUCGUCCGAUUCAUCCGCCUCUGGGUUUACCACUCAUCCAUCCCCCCCUGCUUCAGCUAGCAGCGUUCCUGUUGAACCUUGGACUGGAAUCCCACACCCGACGUCUUCGUCUGACACACAAAGCACUGAGAAACGUGCCUUCAGCAUCGUCACCACGGUGGCACAGUUAUGGGAGUCUUCCAUUUCUAAACAGGAGGGAAGUACGAGCUUGGAAUCAGAAGACUCAGUCACAAUUGAUACUGAGGAAGAACAACUGCAUGUGACCAAGGCUGAAGACACCAGUUUUGCCACCACCAAGUCUUCAGAGAGGUCAAACAGUUCUCAGCUGCCUACUGAUUCUACCACAGCACUGUAUCGCACACCAGGGUCCAGAGGGUAUUGGGGUACUGCGACUAUUGCUUCUGAAGAGGCAAGUGGACUGGAACCUGGAACAGAUACAGUUACUGCAGUCUUCGGAAAAGACAACAAAGUUGCUCCAACUGAGGAAAUUAAAGUUUUUCCGACUGUUGAAGGUGAGGCUAAAGUUUCCUUUUCACUGGAACAGGGAGUUAAAGUUUCUCCAACUCCUGAAGAAGACAUCGCAAUUACUCUAACCUUUGAAGGGGAAAUUUUACCAACCUUGGAAGAAGAGGCUAAAGGCUCCUUUUCACUGGACGAGGAAGUUACACUUUCCCCAGUGUAUGAAAGAGAAUUAAAUGUUCACCCAACAACUGAAGAAAAAACAAAUUUUUCCACUGCUAUGAAAGAAGAAACGUACAUUGCCAGAACACUUGAUGUUAAAGUCACCCCAGUUCUUAAAGGGACAACUGUUUCCCCAACUUCAAAAGAAGAAUAUAAUAUUACUUCAACCAUUGAAGAUGAUGUUGUCCCAAUCCUUGAAAAGUUUGAUGUUGGAUCAACCAUUGAAGAAGAAGCAAAUGUUGUCCCAACCCCUGAACAACUUGAUGUUGGUCUAACGUCUGGAGAACAAGCUAAUGUUUCCCUACACUUAGAAGAGGAAGCUAAUUUUACCACAGUCCUUGGAGAAGAAUCUAAAAUUGCUUCAACCUCAGAGGAAAAUGUCAACUUUGCUCCUACAGUUGAGGAGGAUUUCACCAUCUAUCCUCUCGAUUCACAAAGUUCUAACUGGGCUCUGGUGACCACCACAACUGGACCCCAAGAAUCUGUCAAUGAUCUCGAGUACAGCAGAAGAACCACUUCCCCCUCCUCAACAGCAGCUUCACGUUCCUCCACAAGUACAAAGCCCACCAGAGCUACAACAGGAACGACGAGCACCACCAUCACAACCACCACACAUUGGUCCAGACGCGCCUGGAGCCCGACCACAUCGACGCCCAGAAUUUUCCACAAGACAACAGGGCCUCAGAGGGUGACACACCACAAACCACCAGUGGAUCAGGGUCUGGUGGAUGUGGAGUUUAGUUCCACCCAGCCACCCACCCUGCUUAUCUUGCCCAAUGAGAGGGCAGCUGUAGGCAGUACAGGGAAAGCUUCAGACGCUUGUGUGGACAACCCUUGUCUCAAUGGAGGCACCUGCACAGACCGAGACGGGCAGAUUAAAUGUCUCUGUUUGCCGACAUAUGGAGGCACCUUCUGUCAGACUGACAUGGAGCGAUGUGAACCAGGCUGGGACAAGUUCCACGGUUUCUGUUACCGACACUUCGGCCAGCGUCUGAGCUGGGAGGUGGCAGAGCAGCACUGUCGCAUGCUGGGAGCUCACUUGGUGUCCAUCAUGACCCCAGAGGAACAGAGCUACAUUAACAGUAACUAUAAAGAAUACCAGUGGACUGGUCUGAACGAUAAGACAAUUGAGGAUGAUUUCCGCUGGUCUGAUGGGAACCCACUGCUCUAUGAGAACUGGUACAGAGGACAGCCAGACAGCUACUUCCUCUCUGGAGAAGACUGUGUGGUGAUGGUGUGGCACGAUGACGGACGCUGGAGUGACGUGCCCUGUAACUAUCAUCUGGCCUACACCUGCAAGAAAGGCACCUCCUCAUGUGGUCCACCACCAAAGGUCCGAAACACCUCCAUAUUUGGAAAAGCUCGACAGCGAUAUGAAACCAAUGCAGUUGUACGUUAUCACUGUGCCAAAGGUUUCCAGCAGAGACUGAGUCCUCUGAUCAGGUGUUUGCCUGGAGGCAUGUGGGAGAGGCCGCAAAUUAUGUGCACCCCUGAGGCUGGAGGUCCAACCCAGCAGCCCGAGCAGACGUCAGCAACCCACAACCUUGCAGCGAUUCAAGAUGAGUUUGAGGCUAAGGAAACUAAGAAGAUGCCACAGUACUGGGACAUCAAGUUUUAAGAGUCGGCUUUCCUUGUCUUGUUGUGUUUAACUCUGCUGCUGUGAGAUGACACAAGAACUGAGUGCUUUUACCAAUGACUGCUCAAACAGCACAGGACACACUGAACUCAACUUCCUCUUUUCCAAAGAACAUGAGUGCACUUAAAGGCUCUGAAUUCUUUUAAGGGGUACACUUUUUGCUAAAAAAACAAAACAACAACCAACAUUUAUAUUUUACCAAGAAUUUAAAUGAUAAUGCAGUGACUGCCAGUAACAAUAAGGCCAAGGUUAAAGUGAUGACCUUACGAGUCACAGUAAAUCUCUCUGCCAGCUUCAAAUCUACAUUAAUAACUGUACUCUUUGUGGUUUUUGAAGAAACUAUUUUUUUUAAAUGGUGCUAAUAUUUUCAGAUCUUUGUAGACACCAGAGAUGUUUUUUUCCAGUGUCAUGUAAAAGUGAGACACAUCACUGCUUUUCCAAUAAUCUGCAUCUCCAAAGCACAACGUCAGUAAAUACUGUACAUAUGUUAGCGUUCACACCUGUGAUUGCUGUCCGCAUUCUGAAACCUCUGAUUUUCCAGCCGACACAGUUUUGUUCGUCAGCUUUAUGUUGUAAUAAAGUUUUGUAGAACAAAGCAAAGAAUAAAUUGUUCUCUUAUUUUACCCUCA
This is a messenger RNA of Solea senegalensis (Senegalese sole), 3119 nucleotides long. Its product is annotated as brevican core protein-like. The record is from RefSeq and is a predicted model, not a curated record. The coding region runs from base 1 to 2472 and encodes 823 amino acids. Gene Ontology annotation, molecular function: signaling receptor activity. NCBI's taxonomy places the organism in Eukaryota, Metazoa, Chordata, Actinopteri, Pleuronectiformes, Soleidae. The transcript is spliced from 9 exons.